Jatropha curcas is the source of this 748-nucleotide messenger RNA. RefSeq names its product cytochrome c. Gene Ontology annotation, molecular function: heme binding; electron transfer activity. The record is from RefSeq and is a predicted model, not a curated record. Lineage: Eukaryota; Viridiplantae; Streptophyta; Magnoliopsida; Malpighiales; Euphorbiaceae.
CUCUCAUAAAUUCUGGUUCCGUCUUCCGAUCCUGUCUGUUCUGGUAAAAAACCCUAGGAUCAAUCAACAAAAUUAUAUUUUCUCUGUGAUCUUUUAUUUCUAGACAGCAGAAGAAAGAAAUGGCAACUUUCGAGCAGGCACCACCAGGCGAUGUAAAAGCCGGAGAGAAAAUCUUCAAGACUAAGUGCGCGCAGUGCCACACCGUCGAGAAGGGCGCCGGUCACAAGCAAGGACCCAAUUUGAAUGGCCUUUUCGGUAGGCAAUCUGGUACGACAGCUGGGUAUUCCUACUCUGCAGCUAAUAAGAACAUGGCUGUGAUCUGGGGAGAGAAUACUUUAUAUGAUUACUUGCUUAAUCCUAAGAAGUACAUUCCUGGAACUAAGAUGGUCUUCCCUGGAUUGAAGAAGCCACAGGAUCGUGCAGACCUCAUUGCCUAUUUGAAGGAAGCAACUGCUUGAUUUAGUAUGGUUAUUUAGCCAUUGAUUUGUGACAUUAAUUGAUUGUCCUAAGCCAUUUAUUUUUCCAAAGGAAGAGAAGACUAUUCACUUCUUCAAAUAAGCUGAAUUAAAGCUCAAAGAUGAGUAGAGGAAAAUUUUUCUGUUGUAAACCCUUUUCAUGAGGCAUUUCAUGAACUUUUGAUUUUUUUUUUUUUUAUAGUCAUACUGUCUACUGAUUUAUCUAUUGUGAUGAGAUUUUUAAAUCAUAAAUUUUGGAUUUUCUAUUAUGAUGUCUUGCUGUGGCCUAUGGA